This is a messenger RNA of Pimephales promelas (fathead minnow), 5114 nucleotides long. The record is from RefSeq and is a predicted model, not a curated record. Lineage: Eukaryota; Metazoa; Chordata; Actinopteri; Cypriniformes; Leuciscidae.
UUGAUAAUUUUCUAGUACAUUUUUGUAUAUAUUUUUAUAGUCCUGUUUAGUUUAAAUUAGAUUUACAAAAUGUAUUAAGUGGGACUUUUAUUUUGACAUGUUCUGCGGGCUUCGGGGGAAAAGGAAGUAAGGGGAGAGCGCGAGUUAUAGUGGAAAGAGCUAAGAGAAAGCACGCGCUUCGCGCAGAGUUGUACUGUUUAUCAAGUUUAACGAAGUUUAAUGGUAUAUGCACCCCCUCGGAAAAGGCACAAGCUCUUACGGUGAUUGGUGAUGUGAUUUAUUGAAAGCAUAAAGAAGUGAAACAGACUCAAUAAAAAACUUCAUUGACAUCAGUAAAGAAGUGUCCAUCAUUCGAGAGGGGUCUGCUACAGUAAGAGCUUCACCUUCGCUGGUUUGGAUCUCGGCCGCACGUGCUUUUGUGGAUGGGGCAACGUGACGAUCGUUAAUGAAGUGCAGCACGAUGGAAUCAGCGUGAUGGAGAGCUGAAACGCCAUACAAGUGAGUUGAUUAUGGAAAUUGAAACUGAAGACCCAGAUUCUGAAAGGUCGCUUCAAACAAAGCCAGAAAGUGUAAAGGAAAAGCACGGAGAAGGAUCAGUUAAAUAUAAAGAGAAAAAUGCCACUGAAAUCCCGUGUCAUUCACAAGACAGUACAGGAUUGCCUCGACGCUCAGAACGUCCACAUAUGCCUUCAGAGAAAAUGCUUGCUUACCAGAAAGAUGAGUGCUGUAAGAAAGAAAAAAGAAUUGACACUUUGUACGAACAAUGGAAAGUUGCUGCGCGUAAAGCAAGACAUGAUUUAAAGUCAGACAUCUCUGAUAAGCAGCUUGCUGAAAUCGCUGACUCACUAGAGGAUAAAAAGAACUGUAUUAUGAAAAUCUUCAGUGAGAUAAGGGAACAUAGUACACCCGCUACUGAUUUAAGACGUAAAAUUGACGCAUGUGAAGCUGUGACCAAUGAUUUAGUCAAAAUUGUACUGGAAAGGUUGGCAAUAGUAGAUGGCGAUUUUGAUGCAGAACAAGAAAGGAGACGUCUGCAUGAACUUUUAGCCCAUAGUUAUGCCCAUUCCAUAUACGGGUCCAGUACUUCGCAAACGAGUGUCAGCAGCAGUUCUAGAUCUUCUUGUACAAGCAAGCGUGCAGAUGCUGUGGCAGAGCUGGCUGCGAAAGAGGCUGAAUACAAGAUGAUGCAAGCGGAAAGACAGCAAAAGGAAAAAAUGAGAACUCUAGAAGAGCAGCUCAGACAAGAGCUAGAGACUCAAAGGUUUGAAUUAGAACGGCUACAGGUAGAAAAGGACAUAGAGAUCGCUCGAGCCAGAGUAAAAUCGUAUGAUGAAGAAAUAAAGCAAGAGACUAAGAGUCAGUCAAUGCAGUCUGAACACGAAAGUCAGAAAAGGAAAAUCUUCUCUGCAACAGAACGACAAUGCAGUGUUAUUCAGUCAACGACUCUCAGUGAAGUGUCUCAGCUUGCUCAGGCUGUUCAGGAUAGCAUAGCGAUCAACAGAUUGCCAAUACCAGAGCCAUCAGUGUUCAAUGGAGACCCGAUUCAGUUUGUAGACUGGAAAGCCUCAUUUAUGUCACUUAUAGAUCGAAAGGGCAUCUCUGCAGCUGAUAAACUCUACUAUUUGAAAAAGUAUGUCAGCGGUUCAGCGCACAGAUUUCUAGAAGGCACCUUUUAUAGAAGCGAUGAAGAAGCUUACAAAGAUGCUUGGAAUAAACUCAACCAACGAUAUGGCCAGCCCUUCAUCAUUCAAAGAGCAUACCGUGAAAAGCUGUCUAAGUGGCAUAAAAUACAGUCUAAAGAUGCAGAAGGUCUGAGAACAUUUUCAGACUUCUUAUAUGCAUGUCUGCAAGCCAUACCGCAUGUCAAAGGCUUAGAAAUACUGAACGAUUGUGAAGAGAACCAAAAGCUGGUACAGAAACUUCCUGACUGGGCAGCCGCCAGGUGGAACCGCCAGGUCACUACAGCGCUUAUGGACGGUAAGGAAUUUCCAAGCUUUCAAGACUUCGUAAAGUUCCUUUCAAUUGAAGCAGAGAUAAUGUGUAAUCCUAUUACGUCUUUGAACGCUCUUCAUUCACGUGAGUCACCUCCGGAGAGAAGAGUCUCGAAUGAGGUCAAAAGAAACAAGGCUACUGUUUAUAAGACGCAGACAAUAGUAAAUAGUGAUAAACAGACAGUGGCUAAAACACAGUCAAAACCGUCAUGCAUGUUGUGUCAAGAUGACAACCAUCAGCUCAGUAAGUGUCCUAAAUUAAUGGAGAAGUCGCUGAAAGACAGAAGGUCGUAUGUCAAAGAUAACAAGCUCUGUUUUGGAUGUAUGAAACCAGGUCACUUUGCUAAGGAAUGCCGUCGUCGUCACACAUGUGAUGUAUGCAAAUUGAGACAUCCCACAAGCCUUCAUGAUUACAACUACGAGUAUAAUGGAUACCGAAAGCAACCAACAGUGAACAAUGAGAGUGAGAUUACUGAUGCCACGUCUCUUAACGUCACAAGAGAAGGUCAUUCAGUCAUUACAUCUAUGAUUGUACCUGUAUGGGUGUCGUCCGUCAAAAAUCCAUCUAAUGAACAGCUUGUCUAUGCUUUGCUUGACACUCAAAGUGACACCACUUUCAUUGAUGAAGGAGUGAGUAAAGUACUGCAAGUGGAUGCUCAUCCUAUCAAACUCAAACUUACUACUCUGAUGGGAGACAGUAUGAUCAUUAACAGUAAAAGGAUCACUGAUCUUCAAGUGAGAGGGUAUAAUUCAUCAGUACAUAUCAAUCUGCCUCCAGUAUACACCAAAGAGUGUAUUCCUGUCAAUCGUGACCACAUACCAACUAGGGAAACGGCAAAGAACUGGAGUCACUUGAAGGUAAUCUCAAAGGAUAUGUCACCUCUUCUCGGCUGUGAAGUAGGGUUACUGAUUGGUUACAAUUGCCCCAGAGUGUUAGCUCCUAGAGAAGUCAUUCUAGGUAAAGAAGAAGAACCCUAUGCCAUUCUAACUGAUCUAGGUUGGAGUAUCGUAGGCAGCUCCACAUCAAGCAUUCAUGAAUCCACAGCAAUUGGUCUUUGUCACAGAAUAGCCACAAAGGAGAUUCCAGCUCUGACACCUGUGGAUGCCAUACAUGUGCUCGAGUCUGACUUUAAAGAUGUCACUGUCGGCGACAAGACAAUUUCACAGGAUGAUAUCGUGUUUUUGGACAAACUCAAAGAAGGCAUAAAGAGAAAUGCACAGGGACAUUAUGAAAUGCCUCUCCCGUUCAAACAACGUCCAUACUUACCUGAUAACAGAGAGCUUGCCAAGGUCAGAUUCAAUCACUUGAACAAGAAGUUCUGUAAAAAUGAGAAAUACAAGGCAGACUACAUUGCGUACAUGAAUGAUAUCAUUGAAAGAGGUGAUGUAGAAACAGUGAAUGAUGAUGGAACUGAUGGUGAAAAGUGGUACAUACCUCAUCAUGGCAUUUACCAUCCAAAAAAGCCAGACAAGCUACGUGUCGUGUUUGAUUGUUCCGCUAAAUUUAAAGGCACAAGUCUCAACGAUCAUCUGUUACCUGGGCCAGACAUGAUAAACAAUCUCACAGGAGUCCUCGUCAGAUUCAGAAAGCACCCCAUAGCUGUGACGUGUGAUAUAGAAAAAAUGUUCCACCAAUUCCAUGUUCAGGAAAAUGAUAGAGAUUACUUACGCUUCUUGUGGUGGCAGAACGGAGAUACAAACUCACCGCUUCAAGAUUACCGUAUGAAAGUUCAUCUCUUCGGUGCUGUUUCUUCGCCUGGGUGCGCAAAUUAUGGACUAAGACAUUUAGCCAGUGAGCAUUGUCAGUCUCACUCAUUAGCCGCUCAGUUCAUCAUAAGAGACUUUUACGUUGAUGAUGGAGUCACAAGCGUCGAAACAGUGGAACAGGCUAUUCAGCUAACAAAGGAGACACGAGAGUUGUGUGCAAAAGGAGGUCUACGACUUCACAAAUUUGUGUCCAAUGACAGCACUGUGCUACAGAGCAUACCAGCAUCAGAACGCGCUGUAAACUUUGAGACAAAGGAUCUUACUUUCGGUCACAUGCCACUUGAGAGAACUUUGGGUAUUCACUGGAACAUAGAGAGUGAUAGCUUCAGAUUCCACAUCCCAUUAAAAGGUCAACCUACAACACGUCGUGGCAUAUUGUCAACUGUUGCCUCAAUAUAUGAUCCUUUGGGCUUUGUAGCUCCUUAUGUUCUCAAUGGUAAGAGGAUCUUACAAGAAAUGUGUCGCAAGGGCACAAGCUGGGAUGAUCCACUGUCUCUUGCUCUCAGCCCAUGGUGGGAGAAAUGGCAGAAUGACUUUGUCAAUCUGGAAAAGGUUGACAUACCACGAUGUUAUGUACCUGCUAAUUUCGGCAAGAUUGUGAAAAGAGAGAUACAUCAUUUCUCUGAUGCAAGUACCUGUGGUUACGGUCAGUGUUCGUAUCUGAGAAUGAUCAGCGAGAAGGAUGAGAUUCAUUGUACUUUUCUCGUUGGUAAAGCCCGGGUUACUCCUAUAAAGAUCACUACAAUACCAAGAUUAGAGUUGACGGCUGCUGUGGUAUCAGUCAAAAUGAGCAAUAUGCUCAGAGAGGAGCUUGACCUCACCAAUGUCGAUGAAUUCUUUUGGACUGACUCAAAAGUUGUCUUAGGGUACAUAAAUAAUGAUGCUCGUCGUUUUCAUACGUUCGUAGCCAACAGAGUUCAAAAGAUACGUCAAAGCACAGCGCCCAAACAGUGGCUGUACGUCUCAACAGAUGAUAACCCUGCAGACAAUGCUUCAAGAGGUCCGUCUUUCCUGUGGAAGAAAGAAAUAGUGAGUUCAGGUGUUGUACCGGAACUUCCAGUAGGUGAUCCAGAAGUCAGAAAGACGCAGACCUUUCAUACAGAAACCACAGAAAGUAAAGAUCUCGUGGACCAUUUGUCUAAGUUUUCAUCCUGGUCUAAUGCUGUCAAGGCCAUUGCACGUCUUCUGAGAAGGGUUAAGAAGGAUAAGUCUAAUUCACCAGCAUCGGUGAGUGAACAAGAACAAGCUAGAUGCUUGAUUCUAAAAGGAGUGCAGAAACAAGUUUAUCAGAAAGAAAUGGAUGUCCUGAGUCAAGUCAUGCUGGUGGUGUAUGGGAGCGUCAAAUCAAAACUGUAA